AAACAAACACGGUCCUUCCGAAGAUGGCGGAGAGUUUGUAGAGAUGUAAAAGAAACUGUUUUCCCCAAUGAAAACGUCGAAGCCGCUUUAGGAUUCCAGCGAACCAUAGGGAGAGCCAUUAUCCUCACAUGGAGAAAACAUGGAACAGUGGUGAACCUUUCCAGGAGUGGCUGGCCUACAACGAUUACCCCAAGAGAAUAGCAAUGAGUCAUCCAGGAGGCCACAAAGGAACUCAGGACAACUUCGAAAGAACUGCAGGCCUCCCUUGCCUCAGUUAAGGAGAUGACAGCACAUUGAAGUUGCCCAGGGAACCCGGAUGGCGCUUAACUGGGGAUUUUAUACACCAAGCCGGCCGAGUGGAGUGGUACCAUUCUAGCGGGCAAGCUGGCUGAACGCAGUAUGACCCAUCUCCCCCGAGGCUUCAAAUCACCACAUCAUCAUCAGUCGCUCCUCACAGUGGAACAGAUGAGAUUUCAUUCCCAUCAAGAACCAAGGCUGCUUUACUAACUGGAUAGUCUUCCCUCAUAAAUCAGGAGGAAUCUGCUCUUCCCAUAGAAGUCAUUUCAUUUAUAAGCUCAGUUGCUUAGGGAGGUUUUUUUUUUUUUUUUUAAUACCCCAACUUGACACCAGGCUUUCAAGGUGCUGAUAUGCUCUGACGAUGAGUGGCAUAGGAGACAAAUCGUUGGAGCCACUGUGCUCGGACCGCAAACGUAAACUGUCCACUUGCGACACACCAGGCAUAGGGUGUGACAAGCGUCGACGGGAACAGGAGACCAAGUACAUCGAGGAGCUGGCUGAGCUCAUCUCUGCUAACCUCUCUAACAUCGAUAGCUUCAAUGUGAAGCCUGACAAAUGUGCCAUCCUCAAGGAGACUGUGCGGCAGAUCAGACAAAUCAAAGAGCAAGGUAAAAACUCUUGCUGUGCUGAUGAUGUCCAGAAGGCGGAUGUGUCCUCUACUGGCCAAGGGGUCAUUGACAAAGACCACCUGGGACCCCUACUUCUACAGGCUCUCGAUGGGUUUCUUUUUGUAGUGAACCGAGAGGGUAGCAUUGUAUUUGUGUCAGACAAUGUGACACAAUACCUUCAGUACAAACAGGAGGAGCUUAUCAACACCAGCAUGUACAACAUCAUCCAUGAUGACGACAGGGAGGCAUUCCACAAAAAUCUACCCAAAUCCACUGUUCCAAAUGGGGCAUCAUGGGCGGGAGAGGCACCCAGACAGAAGAGUCACACAUUCAACUGUCGCAUGUUGGUUAACUUGGUCCAUGGUCAGAGUCAUGGGAUGUCAGAAGACAGGCCUAGUGGAAAACGCUAUGAGACUAUGCAGUGUUUUGCUCUCACUCAGCCCCGGGCCAUGAUGGAGGAAGGGGAAGAUCUACAGUCAUGUAUGAUCUGCGUGGCUCGACGCGUCACAGCAAUAGAGAGGACAGAGCGGUUUAGCACACGCCAUGAGUUGUCAGGUAAACUCAUGGAAAUUGAGCAGCAUAGCACUCUUCACACCACAAUGCGUCCUGGCUGGGAGGACCUGGUGAGGCGCUGCAUACAGAUGUUCCUCAAUCGAAGCGAGGGGCAGCCAUGGUCUUAUAAACGCCACUAUCAAGACGCUUUCCAUAAUGGCCAUGCAGAGACACCACUCUACCGGUUCUCUCUAUCUGAUGGCACCCCUGUCACAGCCCAGACUCGCAGUGACCUCUGCAGGAAUCCUAACACCAAUGAACCCCUCUCAUUUCUGUCUACACACUUGCUUCAGAGAGAGCAGAACAGCUAUCGUGGAAACCAGGUAGGAGGCAUGAGGCCUCAAAGCAUGGGCGUGAACAACCCCAACCAACAGAUGAACAUGGUGUCUGGUGGAGGCAUGAACAUGGCCUAUGGCAUGAGUGACCAGGGAAACCUGGCCCAAAGAGGAGCGCCGCCUUACACGGGCGGCAACCGCAUGAAUCAAAUGAACCCCAUGCAUCAAAUGAGUCCCAUGCAUCAAAUGAACAACAUGGGUCCAAUCAAUUCCAUGCAUUCAAUGAACUCGAUGAACCAAAUGGGGCAGAUGAAUCAGAUGGGUCACCACGGAAUGCAUCAGCAGCAUCAGCACCAACAUCAACAGAUGGGUCACUUCCAUGGGGGUGGACCUGGAGGUGGAGGAUAUGGGAUGGGAAUGACCAGUCCCCCACAGGCCAGUCCAGGGAUAAGUGGUCCCCCACACAAUGUCAUGGGUUCACCCCGAGUCAGAGGAAGUCCCAAGAUGGGUGCCAGCCCCUUCUCUCCUGGAGGUUUGAAUUCUCCCAUGAGCUCCAAUCACCCGGGUAACCCAGGAGGCGGUACCACUACUUUCUCCAGCAGCUCCUUGAAUGCUCUCCAAGCAAUUAGUGAGGGUGUGGGCAAUCCUUUGCCCUCCCCUCUUAGUUCCCCUACCACACACAAGCCUGACAGCUCACCAAGCAUCAAUUCCACCAACCAGGUUGCAGGUGGACCCUGCAAAUCCAGCCUCCCAUCCCACUGCGACUCAAAGAGCCCUGGCAGCUCACUGGGGGCAACUGGGGAGCAGCAUCCCCACACCCCCACAAGUGAGUGCACUUCGGACAAACCAGACAGUCAAGCAAGCAGAGAGGCAGGACCAAACAUGGGAGAAUCUAAUCGACGGGUACCUGACAAAAGCCACAAGAAGCUUUUGCAGCUCCUCACAUCCCCAACAGAUGAGCUUGUGCCACCUAAACACCCACCAAGCUCCGGGCCCAGUUCCACACCAGAUGUCAAGGACGGAACCACUGGUGUUACCAGCCCUUCGUCCUCAACUGGUGUCUCUUCCUCUACAGGCGGAGGUCCUGGUGCAGUGUCCUCUUCUGCCAAUGCAGGGCAUUUCACAAGUCAGUCACUUCAAGAGAAGCACAAGAUUCUCCACAAGCUCCUAAAAAAUGGGAACACUCCGGAUGAGGUGGCUCGCAUUACGGCAGAAGCCACUGGCAAGAGUAGCUUAGAGUCUGGCACAUCCGAGGCAGGAGUUGCACCUGUUGGAGGGCUUAGGGGAUCAGAAUCCAAGCAGGAGCAGCACAGUCCUAAGAAGGAGAAGUCCUAUGCACUCCUUCACUACCUCCUUAAUAAAGAUGACUCAAAAGAGGGUGUUGAUAUCAAGCCAAAGCUGGAGGAGCUAGAGGGAAGGGGAGCUCCGGGGUCAGGGGUCACAAGCUCUGAGACCCACUCAAUGGACGGCAAGGUCAAGCUUGAGCCAUCUGAUGAGGUGGAGGCCCUGGAGACCAUCCUUGGAACGAGGAAUGUCUCAGGUUUCGUCCCGGAGCCUGAUUCCAGAUCAGGAAAAGAAGUAGGGAACAAACAGGGAAUUAUGCCUGACAGUUUACUAGAAGGAGAUAGAGGCGCCAUAACUCCAGGUCAGCGAGUUGUCUAUCAGAGAACGGUGUCUGUAGAUGCUAUGCCAAUGGGUGGAGAAGUGCCAGUGGGAGUUGGCUUGGCGGGAAGAAGGAACGUCCCCUGUCCCACUCUCAUCAAACAAGAGAACAUGGAUGCUCCGAUCCGACCCGGGGGUGUUCCUAAUGGCUUUCCCGGAGGCACGGGAGUGUGUCCGCCAAGAGGCCAUCCGACAAGAGGCAUGGUCAGAGGGCCUCAACGCCCUCCGAUGGCAGGGCCAGGGGAUUGGGGAAUGCACAGAUCAAACAACCCGAUGACUGGACCAGGUCACCCAGGUAUGGGUCGCUCUGGUCCAAUGGGGGGACCCAUGAUCAACCGCUCCAACAGUGUACCCGCAAACACGAGGUCAAUCCUGCAGCAACAACUUAUGGAAAUGGGUACCAAUGAAGGCAAUCUGAAUAUGAGCCCAUUUGGGGGGCACGGGCCCCCACCUCGGUCUCCUUCUUGGCCAGAGUCUGCCCUGGGGAUUGAAAGAUCACAGAGUAAUAUAAACAGGGAACAGUUUGGCAACCCCCUAGAUGAGCUUCUUGGACCCCUGGCUAGCAGUGAGGGACAGAGUGAUGAGCGGGCACUUCUGGAUCAGCUGGACUCUCUGCUGAACACUGCCGAUCUAAUUGCUCUGCAAGAAAUAGACCGAGCCCUGGGCAUCCCUGAAAUAGUUGGCCAGAACCACGGACCUGAGGGUCACCCUCAGGCCCAGGAUCAAGGACCGUCUCAAUCUGCCCCGUCAGAGUCUUUCACAGGCCCUGACUCAACCAUUGGCUUGGAGCAAAAGCCCAUGUAUGGCCAAGGGUAUCCUGGGCCACCGGGACCCCCCUCCAUGCGCAUGCAGCCUGGUUACAGUGGCAACACGAUACCAGGCCAGUCUCAAGCUGGAUUCAACCCCGUGAUGAAUCAAAUGAGCCAAGCCGGAACUUUCCCGGGAAUGGGAGGUAUGGCAGGUCUGGGCAACCCCCGUGCAAACAUAAUGAGACCUCGCAUGAUGACUGCCACCAAGCCUCUUCGACUGCAGCUACAGCAGAGGCUUCAAGGACAACAGUUUAUGAACCAGACCCGUCAAGCCAUGAAGAUGGAAAGUGCUCCUGGAGGGAAUCCUGCCAUGCGCCCUGCCAUACGCCCGGGCAUGCAACAUGUUAUGCAGCCUGGCAUGCGACCUGGUAUGCAGCCUGGGAUGCAGUCUGGGAUGAGUGGUCAGCCUGGUUUCCUGAAUGCUCAGAUGAUGGCCCAGCGCAGCAGGGAAGUGAUGACCAUGCAGAUGAGGAGGCAGCGGAUGAUGAUGCUGAUGCAGCAGCAGCAGCAACAGAUGCAGGCGCAGGGGGCUGCCGCAGGAUUCAGCCCUCCUCCAAAUGUCACUGCACCAGGAGGAAUGGACAGUGCCAUGGGAGGCCCUGCCAUCAACCAGCCAGGACAACAGGGAUUCAACUUUGGAGGUAACUAUGGGAUGAACCAACAGGGGGAGCAAUCGUUCAUGGCUCCAAGUACCAGCCCACCGCAAAACAUGAUGACGGGGAGGAUGGGAGGUUCUGCUCAGAACAACAUGAUGUCGGGAAUGCAAGGAAAUCCACAGGGAGGCUCCAUAUAUCCGUCAGGAGAUAUGAAGGGCUGGCCGCAGGGUGGAAUGCCACGCAAAAGCUCAUAUCCCCAGCAACAGUUUCCACAGCAGGGAAACCAGGGCCAGUUUGGAAACAUGAUGAUGAACAACUCUAUUGGCAGACCUGGUACAGUCGGCGGUGCCAGCUCCACACAAAUGGGCCAAAUGCCAGGCCAGAUGCAGAAUCAAAUGCAGGGCCAGAUGCCAGGACCAAUGCAGGGCCAGAUGGGCAUGAACCCCAUGGGAAUGGGGCGGAUGCUGAUGGGACCUGAUCAGAAGUAUUGCUGAGGACAUGAGCUCACAGCAGAACACGGUGGGGCCUUGCCAGAAUGAUCUCUGGGCCCUGAGAACACGCAAACGUUAUUCCCCAGCAUCAAGCAUGACAUCGACACAACACACUGCUCAUCCGUGAGGAAAUUUGCCCUGAGGAUGAAUUUGUGCCAGGUUUUAUCUCCAACUGGAGCCUUGCACACUCAUGUUAGUGUGCGUGCGUGUAUGUGUGCGUAUGACUUCGAGCUGUCAGGCAGUGUUGAGCAAAAUGGGGAUCGACGGUACAACUGGCUCUGACUGCACUUUACCUGGAGAUUUCUGUAUGGAAAACAAAAAAGAUUGAUGCAAUAUUUCCUCAUCUUUACAGCCUUACUAGAAAUUUGAUGCCUUCACAACAAUGGGUUUCUUUUUAAUUUUGUUUUCUCAAUCGCUUCAUGUUAAAGUCAUUGGAAGCUAUAAGCACAGUUUAUUAGGGUAUGCGGAUUGGAGCAAUAAUGUUUCUUUUCAUCUGUAACUGAGCAUCUCAACCUCUGUUUUAGGCAAACAAAUGGUACUGCAGUAUUAGAUGUCUCAAACAUCAUCUGUGAAUACGAAUUGUAAAUAUUCUACAAAAUAUAUCAGACAUGAAUUUACAGGCCUAUUAUUGCACAAAGAAUGAGACUUGCUUGUAUUUUUUGUCCAGUAGGUCAAAGCUGAUUUGGUUUAUUGAGAUCUUUUUUGUUUUGUUUUGUUUUGUAACACCUUUCCAAAUAUUACAGGUCUGAAAGGAUUUCCCUUCCCUCGUUUGUCUUUUUCCACCCUUUCAACGCUGUAUUUAUAUAUAUUAUUUUCUGUGGAUGUGUAUUCCAUGUCUUAGCGGAGGCACUUUUAAUUGUGACAAGGAUCUGACGACCUGAAGGUUUGCGCUCUCACACUCACAAGUGUUUACGUGGUGUAAGUGCCGUCUUUUUGGACUGCCAAUCACGCUGGGCGACAUGCGAGACGAGCUUUUGUACGUGCGUCUCACUGCCGUACACAACGCGGACGAGCGCAAACAACCCUCAGUUCACCACACCUCUGGUCCUCGCAGUGUUCUCCUUCCUGCUUCCGUGGAGUGUAUUUUAAUUUUUUUAGCCAUUUGGUCAUUUUCCUUUGGACUCUUUUUCUGCUCAAUCUGCGUUUUCAAGCGCAAUCCAAAGAUAUUUUUCCACAUCUUUAUAUAGUUUCUAAGGUUUUGGGUGUACAUUUUUAUGAUAUACAUUAUUUUAUUCAGAUGGUAAAUGGGUACAUAUCAUACAUCUCUAAACGCAUAUAAAAGUUAUGUAUUUUAGUCAUAAAAGGGUUGAAGUUGUUCCACGGCUACCAGCUCUGUGCAGAAAGGAGAAUGAAAUUUCCUACUGCAUAAUGUUUUACAACCCAAACAUGAAAAGUUGAAUUCAAGACGUAUCGGUGGCUCAUUUACAACUUCAUUCUCUGCUUAGAUUUUAUUGCUUUCGGAGGAAAAGAACUUUGUAAUGUUUGAAUGAAGUGCAAAGCGAUGCAAAAAUAUCAUUGAGCUGUUUUCCUAUCUUUGGGUUAUAAAUAGCUGUCAUUUUACAGGAUGUAUAUUACAGGUUUUUUUUUUUUUUUUUUUCAGGUGAUGUUGAUAUCGAUGUAAAUACAAAUUUCUAUUUAAACACUUUGAUUGUGAAUUUACUGAUUAUCAGCGGGCACGUCAGCUGGUAUGUUAUGUUUACAAAAUAAAAAAAACGAAACCAC
This is a messenger RNA of Phyllopteryx taeniolatus (common seadragon), 7012 nucleotides long. It is a transcript of the gene ncoa3, whose product is annotated as nuclear receptor coactivator 3. NCBI's taxonomy places the organism in Eukaryota, Metazoa, Chordata, Actinopteri, Syngnathiformes, Syngnathidae. Bases 659 to 5293 code for a protein of 1544 amino acids. The transcript has 25 exons. Gene Ontology annotation, biological process: positive regulation of transcription by RNA polymerase II; cellular response to hormone stimulus. Gene Ontology annotation, molecular function: protein dimerization activity; nuclear receptor binding. Gene Ontology annotation, cellular component: nucleus. The record is from RefSeq and is a predicted model, not a curated record.